AUGAGAGCCAAACUCAAGCCUACAUUUUGGAGUCAGGAUGUACUUGGAGUACCACCUGAAGCGCGUGUACGGACGUACGUACAUUGUUUGAUUGGCUUUAUAAGCCAACCCACAAUUGCUAUUAUUUGCGCGCUCCCGCUAGAAGUUGAUGUCGUGGACGCACAUUUUGAUGAAUGCUACGAUAAUUUGGAAGAAACGGAAGAGGAUGAACUGCCGAACUGCAAUAUUUCCACGAUAGGGAGAAUUGAACGUCAUUUCGUAGCUUUGGUGCAACUGCCAGGGAUUGGCAAGAGCAGCGCAGCCGGCGUCACUUCAACCCUGCUGUUGAACUUCACUGGUAUUCGGCUUGUUCUCGUAGUCGGAAUCUGCGGAGGAGUUCCUUUCCCAUCUAAAAGAACUGAGUUAUCACGAGAUCCGGCUGGCUUCGAGAGAAAGGGUGGUGAGAAAUGCAACAAUGACAGGAACCUGAAAAGUUUCAUUACCAACUUGAAGACCAAAAAACUUCGGAAUAGGCUACAAGAAGACAUUUCUUCCCAUUUGAGCUACCUACAUGGUAUGGAAAGCGACUGGGCGUAUCCAGAUUGCGAGCAACUAGGAUGUGAUGGCGAGUUGGUCCAGCGGGACAGAUUGAAAGAGAGAGGAACCGCGCCAUUUAUCCAUUUUGGCAAGAUUGCCUCUGCCGAUACUGUAAUGAAGUCUGGGAAUGACCGUGACAAACUAGCACAUGAUGAGGGUAUAAUUGGCUCUGAAUGCAUUUCUCUAUUCCUAUCAUUGCCACUGAUUAGACGACCUGGUGUAUUCCGUUCUUUCAUGAGCAAGCGUACCUUUCACAAAGUUAAUGAUUGGUUACCAUCUUAUUUAAGCCGAGCCCCGUCUCAACAUCAUCCCGUAUUCUCACUGAUAUGGACCAUUAAUAAGUGGAAUGAGCAGGAGCACGACAGCGACAUUUGGUCACAAAGAGCAACAACCAUAAUUCGCGUGCUCAAAGCUUCGCAAGAGAAGUUGAAUCCUCCGCCUCUGAUAAUGCUGAUCUUGGUUCAAGUACUCGUCAAUUUCUUCCGCUUUAAGUCAUCAUGCGGUAGACAAACGAUUGCGGAAAUAAGCUCUUCUGAUACCCUCGAGAUAGAAUCAUCGCUGGUGAAUAUUACCCUGAGCGGUGUCGAUGAAGAGACACGCGAAUGUACAGUCCAGCCGAUCCAUAGCUUCCGGUAUAUUCUCGACUUCGAAACAAAUGAUCCUGUAUUUAAAGAUGCAGUCAUUCUAUAUGCCGAGAUGAGAUGUGUGUCUUACCUGUCGAUUACCGAGUUUUGGGAACAAGCACACGGCCCUUUGAUCAAUGAUCCGCAAUCAAUGAGCUUAACGCACCUCAGUCAAAAGGACAGAUCGCUUUUGAUUUCAGUGUCCUGCAUGUUACAAUGGGAGAAACCUACGCUCAGAAAUUUUGAGGAUGUACGGCGAGUCUAUGAAUUUGGUAUAUCUCAAGCGAUCAACCAUGCAACCCUGAUACCCAAAGGUCUCCGACUGCAGGCAAAACAGGUUUGGGUUCCGAUAAGGAGCUAUAUCAGCAACAGCUGGGGUAGAAACGGUUCUGAGUUCAUGGCGAGUGCACCCAAGAGUACCGAAAUGGAUGAUAUUAUAUCUCCUUACUUAGAGAGAACGGUCCUUGGCGUCAUUGAAUCCUUUUCUGAUCCUCAAAGUUACUGA
Molecule: messenger RNA, 1704 nt
Organism: Talaromyces stipitatus ATCC 10500
Lineage: Eukaryota; Fungi; Ascomycota; Eurotiomycetes; Eurotiales; Trichocomaceae
Exons: 4
Coding region: 1-1704 (567 amino acids)
Biological process (GO): nucleoside metabolic process
Molecular function (GO): catalytic activity
Source: RefSeq, a predicted model, not a curated record